CCCUCCUGCCCCUCCCCUGACACAGCGCCUCAAUGAAAAUCCAUUCCCAAGUUGCCAUCAAGAGGAGUGCACUACCAUAUCGCACCAAGACCAGAAGGUGAUGAAGCAAUGAUACUCUGAGUUGAUAAAGGUAUUGUUUUUGUAUUCCUAUUAUUAGCAGAGAAACUACUUAUGUAGCUUGUGCAUCUCCAGUAUUUUCUUUCGACCGUAGUCGUGCGUAAAAUCGGUGUAAAAUGGAGACACGCGUCCUGGCGACGGUAACAACCCUCCUGUCGUGGAGUUACUGCGUGUUGGCCACGCAGGUCACCUUCUCCAACUUCUCCGUGGACAACGAGGUGCACUCCAGUUUCAUCCAGCGGCGGCUGCGGAGCCAGGAGCGCAGGGAGAUGCAGCGGGAGAUCCUCUCCAUCCUGGGGCUGCCUCACCGGCCGCGGCCGCACGUCAACACCAAACACACCGCUGCCCCGAUGUUCAUGCUGGACCUGUACAACACCAUCUCCACAGAUGCACAGCCGCCCGGAUACUCUUACUACAAGCCCGCUUUACCCACCCAGGGCUCCCCCAUGAUGACCCCGCAGGAAAGCCGCUUCCUGGAUGACGCAGACACGGUGAUGAGUUUUGUCAAUCUGGUCGAUCAGGAGAAGGACCUUCUGUUCCAGCAGCACAGAAGAGAAUUCAGAUUUGAUCUUUCCCGUAUUCCUGAAGGAGAGGCCGUCACAGCAGCAGAGUUCAGGAUAUAUAAAAAUGUUGUCCAGGAACGCUACGAGAACGAGACCUUCAGUGUCAGUGUGUACCAGGUCCUGGAGAAACCUCCAAACAGUGAGGUGGAGCUCCUGCUGCUGGACCAGCGCGAGGUGUGGGCUGCAGAGGACGGCUGGCUGCUGUUCGACCUGACCGCCACCAGCAACCUGUGGCUGGUGAACCCGGAGCAGAACCUCGGGCUGCACCUGGUGCUGGAGGACAGCCACGGCCAGAGGAGGAACCCCCAUCUGGCGGGGCUGGUGACGGGGAACGGGGCUCAGGAGAAGCAGCCCUUCAUGGUCGCCUUCUUCAAAGUCAAUGAGGUGCGAUUACGCAGCGUCCGAUCCGCGCACGGACACAAGGGGCGCCAAGGGAACCGCUCCAAACCCCAGAAGACGGUCCAAGACGCUCUGAAGGUCGUGGAGGCUGCAGCAGAUACCCUCAGCCUCUCCAAAGAGGGAUGUAAAAAGCACGAGCUGUAUGUCAGUUUCAGAGAUUUGGGAUGGCAGGACUGGAUCAUCGCACCAGAGGGUUACGCAGCGUUUUACUGCGAGGGAGAAUGUGCCUUCCCUCUCAACUCCUACAUGAACGCCACCAAUCAUGCCAUCGUGCAAACUCUGGUGCACUUUAUCAACCCGGACACGGUGCCAAAGCCGUGCUGCGCCCCCACCCAGCUCCACGGCAUCUCAGUGCUCUACUUUGACGACAGCUCCAACGUCAUCCUCAAGAAGUACCGCAACAUGGUGGUCAGAUCCUGCGGCUGCCACUGACCGCUGCAACCCCCUCCUGUGAGUUCGUGAAAAAUCUGGAGGGACGCUGAAGAAAGGCAGAAGUGAAAGAGCCAGAGAGGAGAUGAUUGACAGGCUGGUCAUCAGGGAGCUCCUGCCACAGGACGAGCUUUAAUCUGGAGGACUGCUUUUAUGAGCAGCAGCUGAGCCUCACAUGCAGUAUGAACCACUACCACAAACCUUUCCAAACUUUUGGCAACAAAGAAAGGAUGAACAAAGGGGUUUGUUUUCCUUUCCUUUUGAGAUUGACUCGAAAAAGUGCACUAAAAGGAUACUGAGCAAUGUGGAGCUACUUCAAAGACUCAAAUAAAACAUUCAGUGCUAGCAACAGAAAGUAAAACCACACCUAUCUGCAUUUAAAUGAAGGGUCUUCUUGCAUUUAGAAUAUAAAACACUGCCUGGGUGGACACGUGCAUUAGGUAACUGAUUUAACAGCUUGUGACACUUUAAAAUCUCCAUCUUCCUGUUGAACCUCUGCACCUUUCCUUAAAGAACAGCUGAAUGAAUUUAUCUCUGAUGAGAGAGAAAAAAGCUUUGAUUGUUCAGCAGGGCAUUUCAACCGCGUCAGGUGUAAGACAUCUGGACGCUGGCGUGUGUGCCGCUGAUGUGGAGGAGCUCAGAGAAGAGUGGCAGCUGAGACGGUUAAUAACAGCGUUGGACUGAAAGGCUGCUGCUGGAUCUAGUUUCCUGGUGCAGCACGAUGGAUGUGAGAGACGUGCAAUCUGCGAGAGUCGGUGAUUCAUCUUCAUGUUGACACCAGGGUGUGCACCACCUCUGCAGCUGCCACCUGGUGUCUGGCCAGCUGCAGGUGGGCAGAGGGGAAACUGUAAUUUUAGUUUUUCAGAUUUAAGUAGUUAAGGCAGGUGUGUGUUCAACCUAAUUUGCCCUCAAUAAUGUUGUUAACAGUUGCAUUGAAGCACCUUGGAUACUUCAAGGAAUUCAUGGUUUGUAGAGAUUUAUGACAAAAAUAUGCAGAAACUUUACACAUAUUUAUUUAACAGUGAGGAAAUCGUUUCUAUCUAACCCUAACCCUGCAUUUCCAUUUGCAGAAUGUCAUUCACUCUGAUUGUGCAUUAGGUUCAUUGUAGAGAAUAACAAUGCAGCCAGGGGAGGGGGGGUUAUAUUCAGGUGGAAAAAAUACGAGGAAAAACACAAAUGUAUGGGACAAAAACUUUUAAUAAUCUCUGAAGUCAGAAUUGAGUUCUGUAAGGAAAAAUAACUUGACAACAGACUAUGCAUUUUAUAUUUCCGAAGCUGAUUGCAAAUGUAUAGAAUUGCAUUUUUUUAGAGGAAAUGUGUGACUUUAAUCUCAAUAAAUAUUAUGGUUUUCUUUUUGAA
This is a messenger RNA of Gymnodraco acuticeps, 2867 nucleotides long. RefSeq names its product bone morphogenetic protein 7-like. Gene Ontology annotation, biological process: SMAD protein signal transduction. Gene Ontology annotation, cellular component: extracellular region. NCBI's taxonomy places the organism in Eukaryota, Metazoa, Chordata, Actinopteri, Perciformes, Bathydraconidae. The record is from RefSeq and is a predicted model, not a curated record. Gene Ontology annotation, molecular function: cytokine activity; growth factor activity. Bases 234 to 1511 code for a protein of 425 amino acids. The transcript has 7 exons.